AUGUCACUGCUGAUAGUGUUACAACUGCUACGGUCCGAUCUCGACCCUAUUCAUCAAUCACUACUAGAAAAUGAUCAAAAUUUAAGAAACCUUGCUGAAGAUUAUCUUCAAGAUCUUUUAAUAAAUGAUGAAUUAUUAUCAACAGAUCAUUUCACUACGACAAAUUCUCCUAAGAAAUCAAUUAUUGAGGAAAUUGCUGAGCUUGAUUCGCAAAAAUUCCAAAUCAAUCAAGAAUUAAGUUCUAUAACUGACUCCAAUAAAGAUUUAAUUAUUGAUGUAAAUAAUGAUAUUAAUGAAAUUCAUGGUAAUUUAACUAAUGAUUAUGUCAACUCAAUUGAGUCAUUGUUGAAGAGUUUAAAUAUUGAUCACACUCAUAUUCAACAUGUGUCAAAUAAAUACGAAAAAAUACUAUCUAACAUGGAUUCAAUAUUAGAUAUAUUGGAAUUACCUGUAUUAUGUAGAUUAUUUAUCUUACAAGGUAAUUAUCAAGAAAGUUUAGAAAUUUCAACAUUCAUAAAAUCAUUAAUUAUAAGAUUUCCUAAAAUCAAAAUUUUUAAAGUCAUCAAUAGUUCAAUUGAAGUAGAAUUGAAUAAAAUGUUUAAUGGAUUAAUAAAAUUAUUAAAUACAAAUUUAAAACAAUCAAAUUUAUUUAAAAUUUUUCAAAUAUUAAAUAAAUUAGAAACAAAUUCAAAUAAUGAUCAAUUUUUACAUUCUAUUUUUUUAAAUAGUAGAUUCAAAUUAAUUAAUAAUGAAAUUUCAAGUUUAAAACCAAUAUUAAAAUUUAAUAAAGUAACUUAUUUGAAAAGAUAUUUAGAAACUUACAGAGAAUAUUUAUAUUCUUCAUUGUCAUUAUAUUAUUCAAUUUUUAAAAAUAAUAUUAAAGUAAUUUUAGUAAAUCAAUUUGUAACCAGUUUAAUACAUCAAUUAUGUAAAGAAAUGGAAUUAUAUUUCCCCAAAAUUGAAGGAGAUAAUGAUGAUAAUCAAAAUAAUGAUGGAUUAAUUUUACAAUUGAUAUAUAUUAAUAAAUCAUUAGCUAGUUUCCAAUUCGAAUUUGAACCUUUAAUUUUGUUGAAUCUAUGUUAUCAGAAUGAAUUGUUUACCGAAGACGAUUGGGUAAGGAAUCUAUCAAAAACAAAAAGAAAGUAA
This is a messenger RNA of Lodderomyces pseudojiufengensis, 1146 nucleotides long. Its product is annotated as Golgi transport complex subunit. Lineage: Eukaryota; Fungi; Ascomycota; Pichiomycetes; Serinales; Debaryomycetaceae. The record is from RefSeq and is a predicted model, not a curated record. Gene Ontology annotation, cellular component: COG complex. Gene Ontology annotation, biological process: intra-Golgi vesicle-mediated transport; cytoplasm to vacuole targeting by the Cvt pathway. The transcript has a single exon. The coding region runs from base 1 to 1146 and encodes 381 amino acids.